AUGGCUCCUUCCAAAAUGCACAAAUUGUAUGAUUUUGGGGCACAUGACAAAGGUUGUCCGCUGAACAAAAUUCACAAACCGAGUAAACCACCAGUAGCUGUGUAUGUGGCAAAAACAAACACUCCUCUACCACAACCAAACAAUGAAAAGAGCAGAAAACCGAUGAGACAGACAAUAGGUGACAUACCAAGACGUGAGGAGGGAGAAGUGCUUAGGGAACGCAAACCUGACAAACACGAUGAUAGGGCAUGGGAUGAGAAUUUUAUUGAUGUCCAUGUACUUGACCUGGGUGAUCAAUUCGUGCACUGUCGUAUCACUAGUAGAGCUGUCAAUGAAACUGUCUUUGUUACUAUUGUAUAUUGUGCAUCUGAGGUGAUUGACCGUCGGAUUUUGUGGACUACACUGGAGACACUCGCACAGCAGUGCUCAGACAUCCCGUGGCUGGUGGGAGGGGACUUUAAUGCAGUGCGAGAACUUAAUGAGUACAACCGUGCGGAGUUUAAGAAGCGGUUGGAUCGGAUCCUUAUUAAUGAUCGUUGGCUGGCAAGGUUCCCUACCUCAUCCUAUCACAGCCUUACACCACAGACGUCUGACCACUCGCCACUGGUUCUACAUGGGGAUACACAACAACAUAAUGGAGGGGGUAUGUUUCGACUUGAUAACUAUCUGGCCCAUUCACCUGAUUUCAUUCCCAAUGUGCAGAACAUUUGGCAUCAUGAGGUUGUUGGUAUACCUAUGUAUGCCGGAACAUUUGGCAUCAUGAGGUUGUUGGUAUACCUAUACAGAAUGAGCUCUACUUACUCCUGGAACAUUGUUCUCGAUGAGGCACAACAAUUGGUGAGCUCUGACAGACAGAAUGAGCUCUACUUACUCCUGGAACAUUGUUGUCGAAUAAUUUAUGCUAAAGCGGCAAAACUCGAACAAAUUAUGUUGCAACAAAGAGCUAAGAUGAAGUGGAUGAAAGAUGGAGACCAAUGUUCCCGGGUUUUCUUUUGUAAGAUCGGUCAGAGACGAGUAAUGAGGAAAAUCUUGCAGAUCAAUGAUGAGAAUGGUACCACACACACGGAUCAAGGAGAGGUCGCCCAUGAGUUUGUCUCAUACUUUCAGAACCUUUUAGGAGGUACCAGACGACAGUUCACAGUGGAUAUUCGAUACCUUAGACCAUGGGCGAGGUACUGUAUUACUGAUGAGGAAGCUAGCCACUUACUGCUACCAUUCUCACCAGAUGAUGUGAAGCAAGCAGUGUUUGAUAUCGCUGAAGACAAAGCGCCGGGACCUGAUGGUUACUCGUCAGGGUUUUUCAAGGCGGCUUGGCCUGUGGUGGGGGAAGAAGUAACGAGGGCGGUUCUGGACUUCUUUACUACCGGAAAACUACUAAAACAGAUCAACUCCACGAUUUUGACUCUAAUACCAAAGAGACUGAGUAGCUUGCCAGACAAGAUUAUUAGCCCCUGUCAGACAGCUUUUAUUCCGGAAAGAAGCAUUGGUGAAAACAUUAUGCUAGCCCAGGAACUAUUCUCAGGCUAUAACCAGAUGCGCCUACCUCCCAGAUGCGCACUUAAAGUGGAUAUCAAAAAGGCCUAUGAUACGGUGGAAUGGGACUUCUUGUUAGCAGUUUUGCAGUUAUUCGGAUUCCCCACUAAGUUCACAAGAUUAUGUUCCAAGGUUUUUCAGUUGGGAUUUGCAGACGACCUACUACUUUUCUGCAGAGCUGACUUUGACUCCAUCAGCGUAUUCAAGGAGGGAUUGGAAUGGUUUGCGGAGUUGUCGGGCCUUUGGCUGAAUGUUCAAAAAAGCCACUUAAUCAUCUCCUGUUCGGCUCAAGAAUUGAAAGAUCAGAUGUUGGAGAUUUAG
Messenger RNA from Sesamum indicum (sesame), 1854 nucleotides. Lineage: Eukaryota; Viridiplantae; Streptophyta; Magnoliopsida; Lamiales; Pedaliaceae. The record is from RefSeq and is a predicted model, not a curated record.